Molecule: messenger RNA, 519 nt
Organism: Cantharellus anzutake
Lineage: Eukaryota; Fungi; Basidiomycota; Agaricomycetes; Cantharellales; Hydnaceae
Exons: 1
Coding region: 1-519 (172 amino acids)
Source: RefSeq, a predicted model, not a curated record
AUGCCACUAAGGAUGCCAGCUCAAUCGACGCACAACCAUGAUGCUUUGGUGUCAUCCACACAAGACACCCUCUCCUACCAGGUACCUGACUCCGCAGCAACGUCUUCCCCAUGGGGUGAUGUGCAAACCUCGCCUGAAGCCGUUCGGAGGCAACGAGAUCUCACACUCAUCAUAGAGGCCAUCAGAGAGUUUGAGGGUGGAGUUUUCAACGAUCCCGAUGCCCCUAUGACCAAAAUCUGUAAUUGGCGAAGAAUCAUGCCAGCCCAGCUCGAAAGAGAACUCGUCCCCAAUGAUGGUGCCAAGCCAACACUGCGAUACCGGCUCGCACCCCUAGAUCAACUAGGAUUGACUGAUAUGUUCUCGAAGAUUUCAGUGUUCACAUGUCUGGCUGCUGCCACCAAAUUUGCCACAGGCGAAUUCGUUAUAGACCCGCAUGGCGAUUUCUCACUCAUGCUGGCUGAGAAAGGCUGGGCGUCACAGAAGGAAUUCGAUAUCGUAUGGCACUUCCUUGACCAAUGA